This is a messenger RNA of Striga asiatica, 3735 nucleotides long. Lineage: Eukaryota; Viridiplantae; Streptophyta; Magnoliopsida; Lamiales; Orobanchaceae. The record is from the annotation of a GenBank genome assembly.
UAUACACAUUUAUAUAUAUUGUUAGUAAAUUUGCGUGUAUAUCAUCAUUUCCUCCGCUUGUGCUCUCAUUUCUGCUCCUACUUUUUUCCUUUCUCUAAUCUCUAUCGACUGCUAUCAGCAAAGUUCCUUUCUAUUUUCCGCAUAAGGUGAAUUAGAGGGAGUGGUGGUAGGAACUAAGAGAGUGAGGAAAAAUGGCUGGAGUUACACCUGAGGAGGCUGGUGUUGGAAAGUCAUCUGAAGGAGUUUCAAGUGGACAACAACAACAGCUGAGAGUUCAAUCUGGGGAAGCAUUAGCCGAAUGGAGAUCUUUGGAUCAAGUCGAAAGUGGAAGCACAUCCACUUCUCCUCCUUACUGGGACACUGACGAUGAUGAUGAUAAUGAUGGACAAAAACCUUCUGAUUUAUAUGGAAAACAUACUUGGAAGAUUGAGAAAUUUUCUCAGCUGAACAAAAGAGAGCAUCGAAGUGAUGCAUUUGAGGCUGGGGGCUUCAAAUGGUAUAUUUUGAUUUACCCGCAAGGCUGUGAUGUUUGCAAUCACCUCUCAUUGUUUCUUUGUGUUGCGAAUCAUGACAAGCUUCUUCCAGGAUGGAGCCACUUUGCGCAGUUUACUAUUGCGGUGGUGAAUAAGGAUCCUAAGAAAUCUAAAUAUUCUGAUACAUUACACCGGUUCUGGAAGAAGGAGCAUGACUGGGGUUGGAAGAAAUUUAUGGAGCUGUCAAAGUUGUUGGAUGGGUUUAUUGAUUCUGAUACGUUGAUAAUUAAAGCUCAAGUUCAAGUUAUCAGGGAGAGAGCAGACCGGCCUUUCCGUUGUCUUGACUGUCAGUAUCGAAGGGAACUUGUUCGAGUGUAUUUGACAAAUGUUGAGCAAAUCUGCCGGCGUUUUAUGGAAGAACGAAGGGCCAAGCUGGGAAAGUUGAUAGAGGAUAAAGAAAAGUGGUCUAGCUUCCGUGCUUUCUGGCUGGGUAUGGACCAAUGUUCUAGGCGCCGUAUGACCCGCGAGAAAACAGAGUCAAUUUUAAAAGUUGUUGUGAAGCAUUUUUUCAUAGAAAAAGAAGUCACAUCUACCCUUGUCAUGGACUCACUGUAUAGUGGUUUGAAGUCCCUUGAAGGUCAGAAUAAGGGAAAGAAGACCAAGGGCAGGUACUUAGAGGCCGGAGAAUUACCUGUUCCUAUUGUUCGCAUUGAGAAAGACACAUUUGGUUUGGUAGAUGAUGUGCUGCUACUUCUUGAGAGGGCUGCUGUAGAACCCUUGCCUCCAAAAGAUGAGAAAGGUCCUCAAAAUCGUACAAAGGAUGGAACUACUGGAGAGGAGUUCAACAAAGAUUCUAUUGAGCGUGAUGAGAGACGACUUACUGAACUGGGUCGCAGGACUAUAGAGAUAUUUGUCUUAGCUCACGUUUUCAGCAAAAUUGAAGUUGCGUAUCAGGAGGCUGUUGCAUUAAAGAAACAAGAAGAGCUUAUUCGUGAAGAGGAGGCAGCUUGGCUUGCAGAUCUUGAGCAAAAAGCAAGGCGUGGAGUUUCGGAUAAGGAAAAGAAGUCUAAGAAAAAGCAGAUUUAUGUCAUUCUGUGUUUGAUAAUUAACUCUGAUGAUGCAUCUACUUUUGCAUUUCUUGGACGUUGGUUAACUCUGUUCCUCUUAUCAUCAACACAUACCAAACAGAAACGAAAUAAUCGCAAAGGAAAGGAUAAGGGACGGGAUGAAAAAACUAUCAUAAGCGCUGUGCAAGACAAGGUUGAUGAAGAUAGUCAUGCUGCGAUGAAAGAGUUAGCUGCCGAGCAAGCCAUUGUACUUGAAAAGUCUGAGGUUGUUGAAAUUGUAUCUGAUGUGUCUGAUUCUGUAGAUUGUGCCCAAGACAUUCUUCCACCAGAUUCCGAGGACAGGGAUUUGAGUCCUGUCAAUUGGGAUACUGAUCAUUCUGAAGUGCAACCGCCGGUAGAAGUUUCAGUUGCUGCACAAAAUGGCGUGGAAAGAAGAAGUCCGUCAGUAGUGGAUGAUAACUCAUCAACUUGUUCCUCUGACUCGGUUCCUUCUUCUGUUGCGAGCGUGACUAACAAAGGGAAAUCACGCUACCACAAUAACCAAAACUCUCCAAGCAGAGGGUGGAGCCACCAAAGCAAGUUAAGUUCUGGAUCAGCUGAUUGGAUUAAUGUAGAACAUAGUCAACCCGUACCAGAUGCAAGGCACUCAACUGACGCAUCCCAAAGUUGUCUUCCCCAGCCUCCAGUUCGGUCUUUGCCAGAUAGAGUGGCCAAUGGAGUUGAGCAUAAAGUGGGAAAAAAGGAUGAAGAAUCCAGACCCUUUCAGAGAAAUCCGAGUGGCAAAGGCCCAGUCGAUGCAAAUUCACCCAGCAAAAGUGCAGCAUGUGUAACGUCCCCGCCCAGAAGCCCCUCAAAACUCAUCCCGUUAAUCUCUCGUCUAGAUUUGGACAGAAAGGCCGACAUUGCUAGGCCAGCAGCUCAUAUCUCUGUGCCUUCAUCAACUUCAUCUGAAAACACCCCCACUUCAGAAACUACCAACCUUCAUAAAUUCACAACUCCAAAUCCUGCUGUAAAUACAUCCAAACACCAAACGAGCACCUCAAUUCCACCUUCGCCUGUCAUGUCUCGGCCCUUCAGUGCUCCUGUAGCACCGGGCCCAAGGCCCGCUGUCCCCAUUGUCUCCAUGGUCCAAACGGCCCCCAUUUUGGCCCGUUCUGUUAGCGCCGCUGGACGAUUGGGCCCUGAAACCCCCACCACUCCAUACUCCACCAACCAGAGCUAUGUCCCUCAGUCCUACCGAAACGCAAUUAUCGGCGGGCCCACCUAUCCUCAGAAUGCUCCUGCUAAUUCUAUUAUGAACUCACCAAAUUCUUACUCACAGCAGCCACCUUCCCAGCUUAAUCCGUUGAAACCGAAUCUUUCGUUGGGAAUGUUGAGCCCAAACAUUCCGAGUUACGAUCUGUACAAUCCGGGCCGAAUCGGGCCGCACGAUCACCUCCGGGCCGAGUUCCCAGCUGGCACGUCCGGGCGCCAGAGCCACAUGAUGCCGGACGAGUUUCCGCAUCUGGACAUCAUAAACGACCUGCUUGACGACGAACAGAGCAUCGGGAUCGUGGGCCCGUCCAACUCGGGCUACCCGGGUUUUGGCAGCAGGGCCCAUUAUCUGAACAGGCAUCACAGCUUCCCGAGCGAAUCGGGCCUUUUGGGAGAGCCCGGCCCGUCGUGCAGGUUUGACCGGGCUUACCGGAGCUUUCACGACGGUGGAGGACUUCUUCAGCAUGGUUAUGGUGGCUCGGGAAGAAGUUACGAUACCCCGUUACAGGUGGGCCCACAGGCGUAUUUGAAUGGGCAGCUUGAUGGGUUUGUCCCGGGCCAGUGGCAGAUGGGCGGCGGUCCAGAUGUGGCGCCGUUCAUGAGCGCGAGGAGUAUUAUGGAAAGUGAAGGUGGAAGCUAUCCGUAUCAUUUACCGGAGUAUGCGAACCUGAGUGUUGGGAUGAAUGGGUACACAGUAUACAGGCCUUCAAACGGACUUUGAAGAUGAUUAUGUUUUAUUUAUAGGGGUGUAUACUCUGUGGUUGUAAUAAUUUAUCCAAGGGGGAAGAAAGCAUUGUUGUGUUGUUGGAUUUGCAUCUGGGGUGCUAACCUUGGUGGUAAAGACUACAUUUUGUAAAUGAGUAUUUCUGCCUUCUUUUUCUUGCUGUUAUAAUUUCAAAAUGUUGGGUGGGUUCUAAUAAUAUUAAUAUUCGUCUCAAUUA